CGAUAUGGUCAUAUCUAAAGUUUACCGCUAAAAUAGAAACUUUACUCUGUAACGAUGGGAAAGUAAAGAAUGAUGAGUUCGGAGUAUGGCAUAAACUCUCCAUCGCCAGCCCCACCUCCCUUUCUCCUGUCUUGUUGAAUUCUCUCUCUCUCUCUCUCUCUCUCUCGCCCAUGGCUUCCGCUUCCAAACACCAAAACCCGUCAUCUUCCAAACCUCCAAAAACCCCAGUCAACCUCAAUCCCAUCACCCACACUGACCCCCAAGACCCUAACCCCUCUGCCAAUACGGCCGCCGUCACCCGAUUCUUCCCAAGCUCCGAAGACCUCGCCCUCUCGCGCGCCUCCCACCUCACCCGCCAGCAGCUCCUCCGCCGUCGCUCACGCCACCUCAAGCAGCUAUCGAAAUGCUACAGGGGCCACUACUGGGCCCUCAUGGAGGAGCUCAAGAUCCAGUUCAGAGAGUACUACUGGGAGUACGGUGUCAGCCCUUUCAAGCAAGAGCAACAACAGCAUGUCUCCGACAGAGAAAUCGAAGCUGGUCAUCUCGAAGGCAGUGGUGAGAACAACAACAGCAAUGUGAGUUUGGACUUGAAAUGCAACCAGCGGUGCGUGUUCGUGGGGUGUAAGCUUAAGGCUAUGCCAUUGACGAGCUUCUGCCAUCUCCACAUCCUUUCUGAUUCCAAGCAGAAGCUCUACAAGGCUUGCAGUUAUGUUAUCAAGAGUGCUCAGGCUGGACCUAUAACAUGUGGGAAGCCCAUAUUGAGAUCCACCAUUCCUUCUCUUUGUAGUGUCCAUUUCCAAAAGGCCCAGAAGCAUGUCACAAGGGCUUUGAAGAAGGCGGGUCUGAAUGUUUCCUCAUCGAGUAAGCUUGCUCCCAAGUUCCAUGUUCUAGUGGCAGAAUAUGUACGCCAAAUUCAAGCCAAACGGAGAGCUUCAAGAAGGGCAAAUAGAAUUGAAGUUUUGGUGAAGGAAGAAAUUGCAAGCUGAGCCUCAUGUCUCUUGGUGCACGCUAUAUUGGUGAUUGCUUAAAUGAUUCGAAAAGCUGAGGUGUCCAAAAAUGCUGGCUUUGACAGGAACGAAUUGGAGUAGGCAUGCGUUUUGUUUCCAAAUAAAUGUCGAAAGCUGCACUUGCAUAUAUAGGUCUUUUCCCAAAAGAUGCUGCCUACAUUGCUGGUCAAGUCUGUUGGAAGUGGUGCAUGGUUUUUAAAACCUGUGCUUGAACUCCAUUUUUCCUAUUAGAAAUUUAGCUUUAAGCUUCAAUGUUGACAUCUAUUAUGUCGAACUAUUAUGUGUAAUGUUGUAUAGCCAUUUUAAUUCGUGAAAGAGGUCUCUCUCUCUCUCUCUCUCUCUCUCUCUGUGUAUAACAAUUGAACCAUGUCGCUUAUCACUGGCUGAUUGUCUUAAUAACGAUUAGCAUCUAUAUAACGAUUAGAUA
Juglans regia (Persian walnut) is the source of this 1434-nucleotide messenger RNA. RefSeq names its product INO80 complex subunit D-like. NCBI's taxonomy places the organism in Eukaryota, Viridiplantae, Streptophyta, Magnoliopsida, Fagales, Juglandaceae. Gene Ontology annotation, cellular component: NSL complex. The coding region runs from base 171 to 986 and encodes 271 amino acids. The record is from RefSeq and is a predicted model, not a curated record. The transcript is spliced from 3 exons.